GGUGAUGGAAGAGGCCAGCGGGAGAGUUUCAGAGCUGAUUCCAGUGGUGCUAUUUCCGCGGCUGCCAGGCUUCGUCCCAUCCUCUGUUCAGUAACAGCGCCCAUUCUCAUCCCGAAUCACCAUGAAGCCAGUCCACGAGCGCAACCAGGAGUGCCUCCCUCCCAAGAAGCGGGACCUCCCUGUUAACAACAACAACAACAACACCUCUACCUACAACCAUAACAGCAGUAGCAUCAGCAGCAGCAUUGGGAGUGCAGGGGGAGGAGGUGAGGAUGCCCCAUCUUCACAAUGCUCUGGUGUGAGUGGAGAAGGUAGUGGCGAAUGGGUGCGAGCCCAGCCGAGCGUGCAUUAUGGGAUGGAUGGUGGUGAGGGUCUCGUUGGGCUUCCUGUGGAUCAGUAUAGCAUGCUUUAUAAAGUAGCUCUGCCCGCUGGCACCUACUCACCCACCAAUCUGCACCCCAUUCUUAGCCACAUUUCUCCUGCCUACACCGUUCCCUCCCAGGUGUUACAGCACACGAGCGUUCCCUACCCUCCGCUCUGCUACGCCCAGAUCCCUCACUCCUCAUUGCAGUUUGUUAGCUCUCCCUACGGAGCUGCGGUUCCCUACGCCGUGCCUCCGGGAUUCGUUCCCAGCCCUUUGAUACCAUCUCAGUCCGCUAUUUCCCAGCCGCACUCUGUUUCCCACCUGGUUCCGUAUCAGUCAGUCAUUCAGGAAGGAGUUGGCUCUCCGCAGCAGCAGAUCUCGACCCAUGCCUACACCAAAAUGGGAGUUCCUCUGGUGCUCCCUUCUGAGCAAACGGCGACACAAGCGCCGCUCGGCACUUUAUUAGCUGUUCUUUGGGUCCAGCAGGUGGUCGGACGAUUUGCCUCUCCUGUCCACGGCACAAGUCGCAAGGAAGCAGCGCAUGUCCCUCUGAACCUGUCUCAAAGCUCUCAGAGGGGUCGAGAGACUCAGGGCGAAGUCAGAACACCUUAUGCAUCAAAUCCAGCUGAAUCUAGAGCACAUCAGCAGCAGAUUGUUCAACAAAGCCAUGCCGUUAUCCUGGCCAAUGGGCAGCCUGUUCUUGUGCCUCUCGACUACCAUCACCACCCACAGCAGCAGCAGCAUUUUCAACCCAACGAUGUGGCCUCGGCAGCAAUCGCUGCUUCUCCUGCUGCAUAUAAUAAAGCCAUGGAUGCAGUAGCAUGUCUCCCAGAGCGGGCGGUGGUGGAGCUGCCUUCCCAACAGGGGCAACAGCCCUCCCAGCAGCCUCCUGGUACUUUCCCACAGGCUCCUCUGCUGGCACCCUCCGGCCCGUCGCACUUCAUGAAGGGCGCCAUCAUCCAGUUGGCUACUGGAGAGCUCAAGCGCGUAGAAGAUCUGCAGACUCAGGACUUCGUGCGGAGCGCAGAAGUGAGCGGCGGGCUGAAGAUCGACUCAAGCAUGGUAGUGGACAUCCGCGCUAGUCAACAGCGACCCGGUCUAGUGGCGCUGCAUUUCAACGUGGGGGAGCAGCAGAGCAAAGUGACUAUAGAUGUUCCCCCCGAACACCCGUUUUUCGUUUUUGGCCAGGGCUGGUCGUCUUGUAGCCCUGAGCGGACUGCCCAACUGUACGGUCUCACCUGCCAACAUCUGCAAGUGGGCGAUGUCUGCGUGUCUGUGACGCUGCAGCAGCAAACCGCGUCGCAGCAGAAACCGCCCCAGCAAGUUCAGGCCCGGACUCCCACCAAAGUCAACUCCACGUCAGGAGCCCCACCUCAGCCCAUGGGCCCCCCUGCGCCCCAGCACACCCCUCGGCCACAAAGCCAAUUAAAAAUGGAGCGCAUCCAUCGAGAGAGGGACCGGGACAAGGAGGAGCCCAUGCAGGUAUUGGGUUCGAGACAUGUCGACGUGACCCCAAGACCGAACAGGACUUCAGCAGAGCACACUCGGAGCCAGAGCAACUACUAUUUGCACCCUGAGGGUCAUGCUCCACUGGGAACUGGAGCGGGAGCCUCUUCCGUAGGGGCAUCCCUGAGGCGCUGUUCUGCCCCUGGCUUCCAAAGAUACAGCAUCAAGAAUGAGGAUGGAGGGAGUUUAGCAUCAGCUGCCACCUCUGGCUCCUCUCGGCCGUCGUUUAUCCCUCAGGAGGUCAAGCUUUCCAUCGAGGGGCGCUCGAAUGCCGGGAAGUAGCAGACAAAAGAGAUUGUCCAUGGGAGCGAAGUGUCAGUCGGGCGAACGAAUGCGAAAGAGGGAGCGUGGUCAGAGGGAGAGAGAAUGUAGCCUCAGAAUGUUUGAGAUUUUGCACAUAUUGGAAGAUUCCCCCUGCCGCCCCCUCCGGUUCUGGUCUCGAGCAGAGGACUUUUGUGUCAGGUCAUAGUCAGCAUUCGCAAUGAUCUGCAUGGGCAGCUUUAUCUGGUUAAUCACGUACCAAAGCUUGCAUCGUCUGCGUGUUCCUGUGGGUGAACUAUCAUGUUUGGCAGUGAUCACUUGCUCAAAGAUAUCUUGCAGUUCCUCGAGUAGAUGUUUAUUUCAGAAAGGCCAGGGAUAACAAUGGGAUACAGCCAUAGAGUCUUGACAAGCCUUUACAAUAAGAAUAAAUAUAUAUUUUAAAGAAGGACAAAAGAGGAUAGAUUGCUCAACUUUUCCCCCCUAAAAGAACGUUGACUGUUUCCCUUGUUGCGCCGCCAGGCUUUUGUUGGCUAAGACCUUAAAACUUGGACAGUUUUUAAUGCAUCUCUCUCUCUAGAGGUGUGUUUGUCCUCUCUUUCCUACACUCUCCUCCUCUCCCUGCCUCUUCUCAGGGUGCUUCUGCUGAGGAAUCCUUUCUAGUCUGGAGUUUGAGAACAGUUGCCCAGCGCCGUCACAUCAAUCAAUUGAUCCAACAAUCUUUCUGCAAUCAGGAACUAUUUCCAGAUGAAGUCUAGCAUGCAUCUUAACAGUUGGAUUAACAACUCCUCAGAGGUUUUUAGUUUUGAUUCAUGAGUGGUUCUGAAUCUGCAUUCCAGUUUCAAUGUGAACUCUCCUCCUCGACCCAUUGGAGUUAUCAUUUCCCAGUAAGGCCGGCCUAGGAAAACCACCUCUAAAUAGUACCUCAUGGUUGGAAGCAUCCAUCAGUCUGAUUAUUAACUAUUUUUAUUUAAUCUUACAUUGUUGUGCCCUUUUCCUGGAGACAACAUGUGGUGUCAGCCAAAAUCAGCCCUGCUUGCGAAGCUGAGGCCAAAUGCAGAACAGGUUCUAGCUGUUUGCGAACAGCCUGUUCCUGUGGAAACUGAUUAUUGCUCUGAAGCAUGCAGGUUUAAAUAGUCGUCCCGUGGAAGCGUUUAGCACACACAUGUGUAGAGUCACUGCUGUUGGGUGUGAACUGACCCUGCUCAGUUAUCAAAAUCAAAGCAAUAGUUGUCAGAACACAUUUUUCUUGUUUUCUUUUUUUUUAUCCAGUACAAGACAGAUUACUCCUUGUAUUUAAAUUUUUCUAUGUGCAACAGUUGCAGUCUGUAUGUGGAAACAUUUUUAACCUUAUCCUACGCUUCUCUUGAUUUGCUAAGAUGAUGCAGUUUUACUUUGUGAUAAUCCUCAUUCUAACAGUUACUACAGGAGUUAAUUUAAAGCAUGCAAUUACCCUUAAAACAACACCUCUUUCAUUUAGGUAGGUUUUCUUUCUGACUUCAGUGAUGACUAAUAUGAAGGCACACCUCGAAAUGGGGCUUUUCUAAAACACCCACUGAUUAGGAUGUUCAGAAUCAGCUCUUGUACUUUAUAGAUAGAUCUUAGCCCCUUACGUUGUGUCCUAACCAGGUAUAAGACAAGUGAUAAAAGUCAUGCUUGAGUUGCAGUGUGUCGCGUCUGCAAAAAGCCCUAAGCAACAGGACGCUUAGUCUUUCACAUUUGUUGGUUUUUACUUUUGUGGUAUUGUGCUCUGUAGCUCCGCCCAUUGUUAAAACCUCAAUGGUCCAAAUUCGUUCCAUAGGUUUUGACAGGCUGUGAUUUUGUCGCAGGCAUGUUUGGAUGGACAAAUUCACUGGAAAUGUGUCACAUCAUACCUGGUUAGGACCAGUGUUGAACUGAAAACUUAUCUCGAAACAGCUCUUCUCUGGAAAGAGCCUCAUUAAUAUACACUUUCUAAUCUGUGCUGAGGUUUCUUCUUUGGUUUUUGUAAUUGGUGAACUCUUGUACAGUAUUGCGUUCUGUCUCUCUUCUUGGCAAUAUUACCCACGAGUGAUUUUUAAAACUUGUACUGCAGGUCUUGUAUUGCACAGAUAAGUUCAAUUGAUUCACGCUGACUCUUUAAUGGGAAUCAGAUAUGUGUUUUAUUGUUUUUGUAUUUUAAUAAUGAAGGGAAAAUGUUUGUGUUGUUUUGAAGUAUUCAGUUUUGUUGGUGGUUUUUGGCUCAUGAGAAACUGACAAGCAAGGUUGACACUGUUUACAGAUUAGCCAAGAGAAAAUGCUGCAGUUUCACUUUUCAUAGUUACUGAACAUUUUCAGAUGGAUGAAAUCAUGACUUAAGUGCAAUUAGACCAAAUAUUAUAAACAUUAGGAAGCUCAUGUUUUGUUUCAAAACAGCAUUCCAGAAAGAGCCUGACAUUCCCACUUUAUUUCUUUCUUUUUUUUUAUAUAGUUUCUCUUUUUCCCUUUCAAUAUUUUGAUGCUACUUACAUAUGUCAGAUGCAAAUGUUUAUUUCCAUUUCGGCCCAAGUUCUUUCAUGAGACCUUUGCUAUUUCUCUGCGUUGUUGGCUCUUGGCAUUGCUGGGCUGUCUGUGUUUGGACCAGGAUUUAAUUGAACUCUUUUGGCCUCCUUACAAUCACUCAAGGCUUUAAGAGAAGAUUUUUUUUGUUCUUUUAGGUAAGAAAGAAUAUAUUUUUUUAUAUAAAUGUAGCGCUAGCAUUGAACCAGUUAAAUUUCGACUUCCUCCAAACUGCAUCGACCUCAACGAUACCACAUGUCUGUGAAGUUUUUAGACCUCUAAUGUUAAAGAGAAGAAGUUCAGAAGGGGUAUAGACAAGGGUCGUCACUUGAAUUCACAUGACUCGUUGCAAAUUAUGAGGGUGCGUCCCCGUUGAUGACGACCCUGGUAUAAAGCCACCUGGUUUUUCAGCAUUACCAUCAAGUCUGAUUUAAACUAAAUUAAGAAGUGGCAAUGUGUGUAUCGAGUAUAACAGUAUUUGGUUUUAAUCACCUUAAAUUGGUUCAAAUCCAUUUGUUGUUUCCAUUUAUGAAGCAUUUCACAAGCAUCAUCUGUUAGUAUUUUGUUUGAAGACUCCUUCUUAAAAGGAGUCCCACUUUCAUGCUAUUUUUAAUCUGGUCUCAAAUCUAGUACAUGUUAUUUCUUCCUUCCUCUGUCCCCUUUGUCCCAGAACGUUAUGGUGGCACUUUGGACCCCUUUAAGUUCACAGAGGCUGUUUUGUUAUAGUUCACGUUCAACCUGGUGUGAACUGUCUAAAAGGGCCACAAUUGUCACCUAAAGCCUUGUAGACAAAUUGAAUAUCUUUCCAACCAGGAAAAACAGCUUAAACUGGCCUGAUCUGGUCUUCUGGGCUCAAGCCAGUUGGUCUGCCAGCUUGAGAGGCCAGCUUCAGCUGGUUUAAGUUAUUACAUUGUUCCUUCACAGACAGGGAAAAAUUAUUUGUAUAAAGGCUGUUAUUCAAAAUUCAGACCUGCUCCAUUAUUUUAAGUAUUAGAAUUGAAUUGAAGCAAUACUUGACCCGAAAUAGCAGAACGAUACAGCUUUAGCAUGAGCUAUGCAGUAGAGACUCAGUCAGCACCCUAAUGCAGUUUCAAUACUCGGAUCUCACCAGAAGUCAGCUGCACGUCCAAUAUCGCUGCACAUUCUGUGUUUUUCUAGAAACCCACAGGCUCUGUGACCUUUAUGGUAGUGGUUAGUAAUCGCACUACCAAGUCACGUAACCCGAAGCUUAUCUGGUGCCGCUUGUUUGGUGCUGAAUGUUUUUUUUUUUUUUUUUUUUUUUU
Molecule: messenger RNA, 5928 nt
Organism: Sinocyclocheilus grahami
Lineage: Eukaryota; Metazoa; Chordata; Actinopteri; Cypriniformes; Cyprinidae
Product: ataxin-1-like
Exons: 2
Coding region: 122-2152 (676 amino acids)
Biological process (GO): regulation of DNA-templated transcription; anatomical structure development
Cellular component (GO): nucleus
Molecular function (GO): RNA binding; protein binding
Source: RefSeq, a predicted model, not a curated record